AAAGCUUUUAUUUUGUAAAAGAUUGUAGUUGUUCCUUUAUAUUCUGCAGAUAAAACAAAAAAGCUCCAAAGCCUUUUCUGUAUUUAUGGAUUUGAGUUUCUCCACCCUUGCUUUAGGGCUUCAUCCAUUUUAUUAAAGAUAUAAUUGGAAACUACAGGAAGUGUAAUGCUGCUGAUCACGUUGCAGUAGCUUAUCAGCUCACAUGCUUGGGUGUGGCACUUAUUCGUGGAAAUGAAACCUAAGGCUAUCAAAACACAGUUGUACUGUUUGCAGUGCAGCAGAACCCACCAGAUGGACUUUGGAGCAGUUGUAGUCUGUAUUUACUCUGAAAUUACCAACUUCAGCUGCCAAAGAAGACUCAUGUUUGGAUUAAAAGAAGAUUUUCUGAAGUUUUAGAGGCCUGGGACCCCAACUCUAUUCUCCCAUUCCUGCAGAAAAAAGGGGGUCGAUAACAAUCAGCUGAAACACCAGCCUGAGCCCCUCAAUGGAAGGAGGUUGGAUAUAUACUGAUUGCAAGUUGUCCAUAUUCACCCCACCUCCCUUCAUGGCCCUUUCCCAUUUUUUGGGAGGUUGCCAAGGUUUGGUUUUACCUUGUUAUGCCAAUAGAAAAACCAUAACCAUAAACACCAUAACUAAAUUAGUAAUCAUAUGAUAAUUCUUUAUUUUGCAGAUGAAUGUGACAAGACAGACAUGUAAUAAAGAGGAAAAAGAAAUCUAGUAUGGAACAACCUCACCAGUUACCAAGACAAUGGACUGAAUCUGAAGUUAGUCACUGGCUAAGAUCUAUUGGAGUGAAGGAAACAUACAUACAAAAACUUUACGAAGAAGAAGUCGAUGGACAAUGCCUUCUUGCACUAGACGAACACUUUUUGGUGACCAAGGUUUCCAUGAAAUCAGGACCUGCUAAUCUAAUAAUUAAAAGAAGAGAUGAGCUCAUUAAUUUUACUCAAAAGCCUCCAGAAAAGAAUACCUCUUCUAGUGACCAGACAAAUAAAAAGCGAAAUUUGGGAAACAAGAGUGAUCUGCCAAAACAGAAGGCUAAGGAAGAGGAGAAUGUCUUACAAGAAAAACAACCUGUUGUGCAACAAUGUGUAUUGACAAAGGAAGACUGCAGAGCACGGCCAUUUGAUAAAGAUCCCGACUUCAUUUAUGUUAAACACAGAGUCCUACAGCCUGAGUCAGGAGCUUUUAAUCUGAUCAAUCCCUGCCGCGAAUUUAAGUCUCUUGCUAAUGCUUCACAAUUAGAUAACACACGACUUAGAACCAAAUUUGCCAGAGAGGUUCUGAAAUUUGCAACUGGAUGUAUGAAUGUCAGAACAAAUGGUACAAUCCACUUUGGUGUGAUGGACAGCAGAGAAGAUGCAGAUUAUGUCCAUGGUGAGAUAAUCGGCAUUCCCAUAAAAGACAAAGAUGUUUUUGUUGAUGCGUUGGACUUCAUUGAAAGGAGCUUCUCCUCUGACAAGGAACAUAUUCGCCAGUGUGUGCGUCCGCCAAGGUUCAUUGAGGUUAUGGAUCAUACAAGUGUAGAGAAGAGGUAUGUGGUAGAGGUUGACAUUGUUCCUUCGAUAAGCAUUGUUCGAGGCAAGAUCUACAAAGUUCGUCUGCCAAACUUCAAGGAAUCAGCUAACAAAGUUGAAUUUGAGAAAGAGACAGUUCUGCGAAGGGUCGGUUCCAAGACAGAACCAGUGGGCGAUACAGAUCAGCUGGAUUUCUUUCAGCGGAUACAAGAUAGAGACGCUCAGAGAGAAGAAGCAGAGAAAUAUCCCUGUGACCCUGAAAUCUACCAAAACCUUGGAAGAAAACUCACUAUGCUCAUGACAAGGGGGAAGAAAUCCAUUGAGAAAGAGAAAUGGUUCAUACUUGUGACAAACAAAUUUAAACCCAACGACCUUUGUCACAUUGACUGGCUACUGAACAUGAACAUCUUCUGUGUGUUUGACUUUGAUCCAGACUCAAACAUAUCCGGUCUUUGCAGUAAAUACAGUCAAAGCCAUGCAGCAAAUAUGCAUUCUCUGCAGAGCUAUCAGAUUUCCAGAGAUACAACUAUUAAGGAAUUCACAGGCAAGUUGCUUUUGUUUGAGCAGACAAGCUGGAUUUUUUGCAAUGGACGCUCUGAUUUUAAAGGAAGUGAACCCCCAUGUGAUGACAUAACUUGGACCAACACAAAACGUCCUCUCCUGCGAGAAUCUAUAUCUUUGAUCUGUAAACACAUUUUGCCAAAAGGUACGUUCCAGGUGAUUUUUCUUCUCACAUCACCAGUUGAAAAACCCCUCCUUCACACUUUUUAUGAGUUUUCUGCAGACAUGCAAGGCCAUGAAGACAUCGUUUGCAUCUGUGAAUUAGAAGAAGACUUUCUGAAGUGGGAAAGUUUUGCAGGAGGAACAUUUGGUGCAGACACGGUCAACAAUCAUGGUGUUGUUGGUAUGAAAAUGAGUCACAUCAACGCAACACUGCAGCAACUGCAACCUGUAACAGCACACACCACCAAACAUUUACCCACCUUUGCAAAGGGAAAAUGCUGUCUAGAGACAAGAGCGAAGGAAGACAUGUAUUCACUGGAAAUCCUGGCAAUCGAUCAUUGUGAUGAAACCGUCAAAGAGUCAGUUGAAGCAGAGAAACAAAACACUGAGCAGCACUUCUAUCAUGGUGGGAAAGUGACCUGGUUGCAUCUCUGGCUUGCUGAGCACAAACAUGUUGGCGACAUCAUUGAAAGGGACGCAUACAGUGAAGUUUUUGAUCUACUGGAAGAUUUGAAAUCAAAUACCAUGCAGGUCCCAGUGAAAAGAAUCAACAUCUACCAUCAUCCUGGGAGUGGAGGGAGCACCGUGGCAAGGCAAGUACUGUGGAGAAAAAGAACCGACCUAAGAUGUGCCGUUGUCAAGCCCUCAUACUCUGCUGAUGUUGUUGCACAUCAUGCAGUCAAGCUGAGAGAACAUGAUGAAAACGAUCCACAGAGGUGUCUUCCUGUGAUGCUCCUUGUUGAAGAUUCAGAACAGGAAUACCUUGAUGACCUAAAGAAUGAACUGGAGGACGCCAUUCGCAGCCAGAAGAUUCUUUAUGAAAAAACUUGCUUCAUUUUAUUAAGCUGCAGACGAUGCCAUGAUCCAGCAAAAAAAACCAAUGAGUCUCCGUUAGAGAAUGUCUCAGUCACUCACAAACUUUCUCCAAAGGAAAAACGAAUGUUUUCUGCAAGACUUCAGGAGUUAGAGGAACAAUACGAGCCUGAAUUCAUCCUCACAUUCGUUUUGAUGAGUGAAGAGUUCAAAAAGGUGGCAACAUACGUUAAAAAGUUUGUGACAAAUUUGCUCCAGGGCAUUGAUCAUGAAUCUGGUGACACUCGGUUCCUGCUCUAUGUAGCGUUGCUGAACACCUACGUUCAAAACUCUUUCAUCUCUCAGUCCCAUUAUGAGGCUUUACAAGGCUUAAGCGCAUAUGUUCCCAAGCUUCGACAGCCCGUGUUUGAAACAUCUCUGAAUGAACAUAUGAAACUAAUUUUCUUGUAUCUCAGAGAUGAGAAGACACACAUUGAAUCAAUCAAAAUCAUCCACCCACGAGUUGCAGAGGAAAUUCUCAAACAGCUGCUAGGUGACCAAAAACGACGAGGUAGCUUGGCAAAGGAGCUGCUGGCUGAGAAAGUUCUGUUUGAGCACCGGUUUGGCAGGGAUGAUUAUUUAGCAUUUCUCAAAGCACUCCUCAACAGGCGAUCAAAGGUUAGCCGAGGUGAUGAAAAUGACACCUUAUUUUCUCCUCUCAUUGAUUAUGUGCGUAAAAAUGAAAGUCUAGAGUUAGCUCUUGAGUUACUCAAGGAAGCAUAUGAAUGCUUUCAUAAAGAUGCAUUUUUUGCCCAAACAAUUGCUCGACUGUAUUAUUCAUAUGAAAAGUUUGAAGAGGCAAAACUCUGGGCAGAGACAGCUGCUACCACAAAGCCCGAUAACUCAUAUAUACUCAACACAAAGGGGCAGGUGUACAAAAGGUGGUUUGAAGCUAAACUGAAGGCCACUGAGUCUAAUAACAUACCAAAGACAGCCAAGAACAUGGCACCAGCGGUGGACAUCGCACUGACAGCCAUGGAGUGUUUCCAACAAUGUCAGAAAGUAGCUGAAGAACAUCCAGAAACCAUGAAUAAGUUGGGUUUUUUUGCCGAAGUUGAGGUUGGAUGUAGACUACUAAAAUUGAUCUCCUCAAUUCAGGAGUUUGCACAUAGAGAUGACAGCUCUUCAGAGUGCAUAAAAUACCUAAUCACCCAACAUUAUAUUCCAGAGGGAAUAAAAGAUGCUUGGGAGCCAUUUCAUGGCCGUCUGAAAAACCUUAAGAACACAAUUAAAGAAACGUUGGACUGGAUUUCAGAAGACCUAAGUUACUUCCAGAAAGACAUUGUUGCACAUGAAGAAGAGACUUCUGAAAGUCCUGAAGAAACAGUAAGAAAUCCACUCAAAUCGUUGUCUGAGGCAUCCUCAGACUAUGGAAAAUACUUGGGUGGAGGUUCAGGCAAACUUUUAAAGUCCUCUAAGUCGGUUCUAACAAACCUGAAUCCCGACACAAAGCGCAUGAUCAUCUGUCGCCUCGGGGGAGGUAACCUAACAUCCAUCUUCUACAAACUGAAUAACCAGCAGGAAAGGGACACCAGUGACCUACAGACAAUUCUUUCCCUUUACCCAAGCAAUCCAGUGACAGCUAAAUUUCCCCAAAAAGACAUAAUUAAUUACAUAGCAGCCAACAUUGCUUUGAAGUGUCUCUCACCACAGUCUCCAGGGGUUGCUGCUUUACAAGACCUGCAAGCUCUCAGCCACCAGUUCCCCAAUGACAAAAGGAAAUGUUCUCCAUCUGCCCUGUUCUUACUUACCAUGUUGUUCUGGCCAGAAGAUCAUGACAAAGAAGAUGAGAAAAACAAAAAAUAUGAAAUUGUGCAAUCAGCAAUUGAGUACCUGACAAAGGACUAUUGGAAAAAGAUCAAGGACAUUCCUCCACGGAGGAGAAGACUUUUCACCCAUUUCUUCCUGGGAAAUGGGACUGGGCUGGAUAAGUUUGUGCACAAAAGCAAGAUAGAAAGAUACACAAAGAGGCUCCCAGUGCAUGAGAAACGCAUGAAGUGGCACACAGGUGAAGCCUGGAAAAUGCCUGAACUGGCUCAGAUGCUAAAAAGUUUCUCUGGGUGGACUGAAGAUGGAGUGGUGUACCUCGAAGGGCCCAAAAAGAAGAAGUUCAGCAUCCAGCCUCUUUACUUGCCUUCAGUGCCUUAUAGUAAUCAGAAUGUCACUUUCUACCUGGGGUUUACUUUCAGAGGCCCUGUGGCCUACAACAUAACAGUGUGCAGAUAGUUUGCAUCAAUCACCUUAGUAUUGAUCUUAGUAGUGAAAAUACUAAUCUAAAAUACAAAAUUGAAGCAGUGAUUCAAGUUUUUUGAUGUUCCUGUUUAGUAUCUCUGCUUUAAUAUCCAUUAAUAUUGCUAUUUUUAGCUGAAUUAUAUUUAUAUUCAUCUUUUUCUCUUCCUUUCUUUCUCUUCUACCUUUUACGUUUCUGUGUCCAUUGAACUUGAAAUAAUCUCAAAAUGAUAUCCAAUAAAGCUUUUUACAUGUAUAAAUCAAGCGGAGCUCUAUGGUGAAAGCAGCAAGGCUCCACUGGUGAAAGUAAAAUCUGUUGGACUCUUUUUGGCAUUAAGACAACAAUUGUUAAAGCUACCCUGCCAGACAGGACACAUAAAAAGGAUGCUUUUUGUUUUUGAAUUUUGCACUGUAUAUAAUUAUUCAUUAUAGCUAUAUGCCUUCUUCUAAUUGCUUUUAACAUAAAACUUUGAAGUUUAAGAUUGUGUCCCGUGGUGUGAAAAAACAAACACAGUUUCAGAACACAUUAGUCUUCUGACUUAUAUUGAUUUAUGGCAUUUUGAUUGAUUUGUGAGAACUAAGGGAUGACUUAGGUCCAUCUUUUACAACCCAUAGGGUCCAAUGUGUAUCAUUGUAUAGGAUAUAGAUAUAGCUUCAGCACACCAGCACAGUAAAUGUUGUCUUGUUUACAUUUUGUCUCAAACAAUCCAAAAUGGAUUUAGAAAUAUCUGAAAUAUUAUAACUCAACUUUCUUUUUAUGUAUUUUGACUUUGAUUGCCAACUUUGUGAGACAAUGGCUGUUAGGAUUUAUUUGACUUUAAAAUGUAAAAUUGCAUUGGUUUGUUUAUUUCAUUAAACUUCAUCUUGUUUAAA
Messenger RNA from Fundulus heteroclitus (mummichog), 6194 nucleotides. Its product is annotated as sterile alpha motif domain-containing protein 9-like. Bases 720 to 5318 code for a protein of 1532 amino acids. Gene Ontology annotation, cellular component: cytoplasm. NCBI's taxonomy places the organism in Eukaryota, Metazoa, Chordata, Actinopteri, Cyprinodontiformes, Fundulidae. The transcript is spliced from 4 exons. Gene Ontology annotation, molecular function: protein binding. The record is from RefSeq and is a predicted model, not a curated record.